Molecule: messenger RNA, 2030 nt
Organism: Colossoma macropomum (tambaqui)
Lineage: Eukaryota; Metazoa; Chordata; Actinopteri; Characiformes; Serrasalmidae
Gene: bin2a
Product: bridging integrator 2a
Exons: 14
Coding region: 210-1721 (503 amino acids)
Biological process (GO): plasma membrane tubulation; phagocytosis, engulfment; podosome assembly
Cellular component (GO): podosome; plasma membrane; phagocytic cup
Molecular function (GO): phospholipid binding; protein binding
Source: RefSeq, a predicted model, not a curated record
AUUGGUUCCAAAGUUCAAGGAUUUUCAAGAGCACAUAUCUUGGAAGAGAGGGAAAAGCACAUGAACCCCUGUGUUCAAAAGUGUGGACUGAUUGGAUAACAUUUGUACAUCACUGAAAAGAAAUGAAAACUGAGUGUUGACAGGGCCUGGCAUAUUAAGUAGCAUUUCUGAGAAGGUCAAAAUCAGAAAAGGAAGAAAGUGGAAGGAACAUGGCAGAGAGAAGAAACAGCGCAAGUCCCAGCACCCAUUCAAAGGGAGGAGCUGUGGUGUUUGCCAAACAAGUCCAAAGGAAAUUCAGCAGAGCACAGGAAAAGGUUUUACAGAAGUUUGGUAAAUCUGAGGAAACAAGAGAUGAGCAGUUUGAGAUAUAUGUACAAAACCUCCAAGACCAGCAGAGUGAUGGACACAGAAUAUACAAGGACCUUAAGGCAUAUCUAAAUGCUAUCAAAGUGAUGCGAGAUGCUUCUAGUCGUCUCUUUCAGUCUCUUUUUGAUGCCUAUGAGCUUGACUGGGAAGGUGGAGAGGAUCUUGGCGCUGUAGUGGAGGGAGAAGACCUGUUAUGGAAUGAUUGUGAGACAAAGCUACGUGAUCAGGCUUUGCUUACCAUGGAAUCUUACAUGAGCCAGUUCCCAGAUAUACGAGAAAGAGUGGCCAAACGAGGUAGAAAACUUGUGGACUAUGAUUCCUCUCGCCAUCACCUGGAGUCACUAGAGAAUGCCAAAAAGAGAGACGAUAUCAAAAUAGGCAAGGCAAAGGAGGAGAUGAAAACAGCCCAGAAGAUCUUUGAGGAAAUGAACCGUGAGCUAAAAGAGGAGCUGCCUGUUCUCCAUGAUAGUCGCAUUGGAUGCUAUGUAACAGUCUUCCAAGCUGUUUCCAACUUGAGGGAUAUCUUCUAUAGGGAAAUGGCCCAGAAUAAUCAGAAUUUACAGAAUAUUAUGAAGGACCUCAAGGCUCAACAUCCUGACAAGAACUUUGUGAUUAAGAACUUCAGCCGGUGUGCACCUUCAUCUUCUAGCAUUGGUUUUAAUUUACUUGGGUCACUUAAGAGGAGGUCACUGAAAGAUGCAUUGUCUCCAAGAUCACUGAGGGCCAGCUUCUCUGACUUCCACAUGAGUUACAGCCCCAGAGGUACUCUCAGGAGAGAGUACAAUUCAAGUUUCAGGUCAGAUAGGGGCUCAUUUGAGCCUUAUAGCACUGAGACCAGUCCCACCAAACCAAAGCCCAUUGUGGGCAGAAAACAUGGGUCCAGAAACACCGACACAAGCUCCAUGAGUGAGGACAACUCUGCUGUAGAGGCAAGCUCUUCCACUGCACCAGUAACAGAUGACACUGGAAGUGCACACAGUGCCACAAGGAAAGAAGUAAAGCCAGACAAUGAAGGAGAGGAGAUGAAAGAGGAGGAGCCACUACCAAUCACAGACCAGGGUGGAGAGAGGGCAAGUCCAAAUCUGAAAGAUGACUCUCUAGAGGAUGAUGAUGAGAAUGUGCUGGAACCAAGUGUAAGUCACUCUGAAAGGGCUGAUCCCAAUGCUUCUUCUACACUUGAAACUCCUGAAAACGGCACUACCCACUCUGAGGUGCUAAAUGAACCCGACUCUGGUGGAAUGGAGAACGGAAAAGCCUCUGACCAUAAACUAGAUCUAGAAGCAUCUAGAGCUUCCUGCAAGGAAACCGCGAGGACGGAUCAUAAGUUAGGUGAAGUGAAGGAGGAAACAGUCUAAAAAGAAAAGACUCAUAAAAGGGAUGAACAACAAAAUACACAUCAGCUGACUGCCUGGAUAUUUGUGCCCAAACACCAAACUUGCCAGCCAAAGCUUUUUUUACUUCUGUUAUUAUUACAGAUGUGACAAAAUACAAUGUUUCAGCUUUUUGAUCAAGCUUAAAUAUAAUUUAUCAAAUUAACAGUUUAGUUCUUGAUAAAUCCAGUUGAACCUUUGACUAAUUAAAAGUAUUAUAUAUUAUAUUAUUGUCCACCUAUUUUAAUGUCAUGUGAUUUCACCUCUCACCUCUAGAGGCAACGGACAUUUUGA